AUGACUCGCCCACAACCGACGCUGGCCGACCUGCUCACCAUAGAGCCAUCAGCCAGCAUUUACUAUUCGUACGCCAGGGAGACCGAACUGUCGCUGGAUUUCGACACUGGAGAUCAGUACCUCACACUGUUGGUGCCGACGAACAGGGCUGUUAUGGCACUGGCCAGGAAACCACAUCAAGGGCCGCCUUCCACUGUACCCAUCAUUGAGCUUUCUGAGCAACAAUUCGACGAACAAUCGAAGCGUAAUGUUUACCGUUGGGUCUCAGCACAUAUCAUCCCCUCUCACAUCUCUCUCUCGAGUGUCCCCGUGACAUAUGACACUUUACUCGAGGGCAAAUCUGUUACUUUCAUCCCAACCUCGAAGACUGGGCAGGGCUCCCCAAACUGGUCACGGGUCACGCUCGAAGAUGGGUCUAAGAUCAUCAGUGUGAAAGAGGCGAUGAAUGGAGUGCUUUAUCUCAUCGAUGGUACCGUUGAUCCUUAUUGA
Messenger RNA from Pisolithus orientalis, 489 nucleotides. RefSeq lists its product as uncharacterized. The record is from RefSeq and is a predicted model, not a curated record. The transcript is spliced from 4 exons. Bases 1 to 489 code for a protein of 162 amino acids. NCBI's taxonomy places the organism in Eukaryota, Fungi, Basidiomycota, Agaricomycetes, Boletales, Pisolithaceae.